AUGUCUCAAGACGCCUGUGCACUUAACGCUGACGGCUCCCUCAAGGAUGCUGCCGAUAUCACUUUCUUUAAUGAUCCUGAUGACGAUGUACCCCUUCCCAACGUCCCACCUUCCACCCAGCCAUCGACAUCAACUGCAUCUACAAGAGAUGCCUACUCUGUUCUACUCAAAGCUGGACGUACCCCAGCAACAGUCGCAGCCGGUUCUCGGCGGUCUGGCCGUCCCUUAAAGCCCUCAGCUCGUAUGCGUGAUGCUGACAACGCCUGUGGGCUGUCUUCAGGCACGAGGAAACGCGCAUUGUCAAGCGCUACAGACCAUCCGGCACCGAAGAAAGUCGCUAUGCGAUUUUUAUCGCCUCUCGACUCUGAAGAUGAAGACAAAGACGAGGACGUCGAUCCAGGAGAAUCAUCCGCUGAUGAGCUGGUCCCUCAACCUGAUGUCGAAGACUUAGAUGAUACCGAUGACGCCAAGUCCGAGAAUGGAGUUGUCACUCAGACGCUUUCAAAAAAUGAACGUACAGCAGAUGUUAGAACUAUAUUCACUCGUGGUCCUGAUGGGUGGGUGUGUACCCUGUGCAAGUAA
Molecule: messenger RNA, 582 nt
Organism: Suillus clintonianus
Lineage: Eukaryota; Fungi; Basidiomycota; Agaricomycetes; Boletales; Suillaceae
Exons: 2
Coding region: 1-582 (193 amino acids)
Source: RefSeq, a predicted model, not a curated record